This is a messenger RNA of Sordaria macrospora k-hell, 582 nucleotides long. RefSeq lists its product as uncharacterized. NCBI's taxonomy places the organism in Eukaryota, Fungi, Ascomycota, Sordariomycetes, Sordariales, Sordariaceae. The record is from RefSeq and is a predicted model, not a curated record.
AUGAUUGGCGAGAUCGACAUCCUGGAGAACGUCAACGGCGCGUCGACAGCGUGGCAGACGAUUCACUGCGGGCCUAAUGCGCCGGGUGUACCAUGCAACGAAUACACGGGCGUCACCAGUCAAGCGGCUGGGCUGGACAGGAGCAGGUUUCAUAAGUUCUCGGUGGACAUCGAUCGGACGAACCCCGGCGAGAGUUGGAAGGGGGAGAAGGUCGUGUGGAGGAUCGAUGGGAAUGUCGUGUUCACUGUGGAUGAGAACCGGGUGAAUAACGAGACGGCUUGGACGGCGGUUACGCGGACUCCCAAGUUCAUGCUGCUCAAUGUUGCCGUAGGAGGCUCGUUUCCGGAUAACGUGGCGAACCCGACCUUGGGGAAGACGCCGACUAGUGCGACGGUUGGGGGGAAGGGGUCGGCCAUGGAGGUGAGAUAUGUUGCGAUUUUAGCACUUGAGUUAGCGUACCUACGGAUAAGGGAAUGGGGAGAGCCCAAUAAUUCAUAUUUACUACGUUUGCUCAUUUGGCCACUUGAACUGGUGCCGACAGAGUCGAGUGUCGGGCAGUAUUAUGGUGCUUGGAGAAAGUGA